CGGGUUACGUCGGAUCAGUUACAUAAAGCGGUUGCACGAGCGCGCAUGCGCACUGAGCCUCGUGCCCCAGCGACACAACGCAGCCGGCGCUGCUUACGCAAUUUAAAUUCAACAGUGGGAGUUUUAAAGUAGGAAAACGCUUCCCGUGACAGCGUACAGGUGACUUCUCCGCGGUUCGUGUCGGCUCGGCUCGGCUCGGUUCGGUUCGGUGCGCGCGCCUUCCCGGUCUGGUUCCCUGAACACUUUGGAAUUCGGAGAGAAGAACGCAGGACGGCGCGCAUCUGCUGGAGUGGACUCAGGAAUGAAGUUCCCCGUGGACCUCCUGGCUGGCGUUAGCCAGGCCGAGCUGGAACGUUUGGCCCACAACUACAUGGAGGACCUCCUCUACAGCAACCCCGACUCCCCUGAACACCUCGUCCUCUCUGACUCCACCCAGGUCACCAUUAACAUUUCCAGUGUGGGCUUCACCCCUCUCUAUGGAUCCAGCGACAGGCUGACGGUCCUGGCCCUCUUCUCUCCCAGCAACCCGUUCACCGCCGUGGCCCUGUUCCUGCUGGACCGCUGGUGGACGGUGGAUGACAUUCUGAAGACGGCAGAUCCCACGCGGGGCGGAACUGUGGAGGUGGAGUCUCUAGGAGAGAGAAUAGUGUUAUACAUCCUCAACCGUGUCAUCUACCGAGCCAAGGAGAUGAGCUGUGAGGAGCUGCCCUUCCUCUGCCACGGGGACACAGAUUACGCAAAGAUCCUCUGGGAUGAUGGGGAGGCUGUGGGCUUUUACUCAGUCAAACCUGCAGGCAGCUUCUGUAGAUCCUUUCCAAGCAGCAGCUACCAGCUUCCUGUGAUGGACUCCAUCUUCAUUAGAAAACAUCUGCGUCGUCAAGGCUUUGGCCUCCAGAUGCUCGAGGACUUUGUGCUAAGUUUCAGAGAGGAGUGUCUGGGGUUGAGGUUCCCCCUCACCAAAUCCAUGUACAGAGUGUGUGAGAAAUACCUGUGUCAGUACCCGGGGGACACACACCUUCUGUGGGAGGUGGAGAGCGUGGGCGGUCCCACGCAGAGGACCAACAUCUCCAAGAAGCUCCGGGCCAUGGACCAGACGGUGUCCAGGGGUCUGAUCUUCACUCAGACUGACGAAUCACUCGUGGUCACCACUCACAGAGAAGCCCGUCCUGCAGGAGGCACCGGGGACAUCGUGGAGGAAGUGACGGUACUGAGCGCCACCACAGAGGCAGAAGUGCCCCCCGCAGCCCGCGGUGGGAGUAGUGGCUCCAAACGAAGGAAGAUGCAAGAAAAGAUUGGAGAAGACAAGACAGAAAAAGUCAUCAGAAUUGAGGAUAUUGAAGCAGAAACCCCCAGCAAGGACCAAGCUUCUGCACAAGAGAAGACAGAACUGCACGUCUCUGGAUCGGUGAAGCCCGACGGUACGUCCAGCGUGGCUCGUGAAGCCCAACGAGACCUAGAAGAAGCUGGUGCUACAUUAGCACCUGCGACCGAGGAGCCACCAGUGGAAGACGACGCUCCGCAGAACCUGAACAGCAGCUCCUGUGACUCACACAUAGCAGUUGAGAAUGUGGCGUCAGAAAUCAGGGAGUGUCAGCAGGAAAUCACCGCCGCGCUGGCAGGCUCUGAAGAAAAAAGUCAAGUUGGGUUGAGAGUAUCACCACAAGAGGCGAGUCUAUCAACACGUGCAACAACGUCAGAGAAGAUUGUAAGUGUAAAAAGUGGAAGAGCCAACGUAAGGACGGUGACGACCCCCACACAUAGAUCUACUCGGCACAGCAAGCAAGAGGAUGUAGGAUUAGCUUUGAGGGGAAGAACCAUCAGGAACACCCUGAAACAUCCCCGACACAGCCCUGAAGAAUCUGAGAGGGAGCCCGCUGCAGCUGAGAGAGAAGCACCAGAAGAAGAAGAAACCUCCAUAGAACAGAUGGAGGAACCCCCCCAGGUGGAGCAAAGAAGAACCGGUGAAGCGCUAGCCACUGAGGAACCUACUGUGCACGAAGGUACCAUUGAAAAGGCAAAGGGGAACACGGAGGAACGCCCUGUUUCUGAGAUGGGUACACAUGGAGAGGCAGACAUUCCAGUAGAAGAUGCUGCUGAAGGGAACCUUCCACCAGCUGAGGUAGAGGAGGCAGGGCAAUUGGAGGAGGAAGAGGCACCACUUGUUGGGAAAAGAGCUGUGAGACACACAAGAAAAACCAGCACAGCCACAGCGAGACGCAAAUCGGCAAGAGGCGGAAAGCAGUGGGAUGAAGAAGAAUCCCAAAACGGUGAAGAAGAACCAGCAGCGACGACAAGAACACUGAGACGGGGGGGCGCUGCUGCAACGCACACAGCUAAAGGGAGAUCCGAACGGACCAGGAAGCAAAUCCAGGGAUCUAAAUGUGUCGAGGCUACGGGAGGAGUGGAAGAAGAGGCAGCAGAGGAGCCUGAUGAAGAGAUGGAGGAGGUAGGACAUACGCUUACUGGAGUUGCUUCUGACGAAGAGGAGGGUUUACACCUAGAAAAACAUGUGGAAGCUGAGGCAGAACAUAAGCAACAAGCCGUGGGAGAUGAAACGGGGCCUGGAUCAGAUGCCCCAGCAGAAGGGGACGAGGUGAAAGCCCCAGAGGAGGAUAUCGUAGAGGUGGAGAAUGAGGAUGUGGACAAAGGAGAAGAGAAGGAGAACACAGCUACAGUCAUAGCGGCACCAGAAGAGACCACCAAACCCUCACCGUCAGCGGCCACGCACUCGGCUGUACUUCCAGCAGGCAAAGACGGGGCCACACCGUCAGCAGAGGAAACGGAAAACCAGCUUCCUUCCCUCCGAAAGCUGACAGUGGUUUUAGUGGACCUGCAGAAACCCAACCACGGCGCCCAGGAUGUAACACAAGCUGAAGAGGAGAGUCUUCUUGUACAAAAGGAUGCUGCCAAGGCUGAAGGGGAACCGAGGGAAAAACCCAUGGAGGACAAAGAUCCGGUGGAACAGGUGAAUGUCCCUGUGGGUAUAAGGACAACUGAGAAGGAGGAGGGAGAACCAGUGACUAAUCAGGAGGAAGGAGAGAGACGCGACGGAAGGGAUCCAAGUGAAGGAGACAAACAUAUAGAGGCAGAGGAAGCUGUCAACCCACACGAUGAUCAGGGGGAGGGACCUAUCGAUGAAGAGGAAAAGACCUCGCUUGUUGCAGAGGAAGCCGUCGCAGAGCGAGACGGAGUGCAAGAAGAACAGUCAACCUCCACGUGUGAAGUGGUAGAACGUGCACAGCAGAUGUUGACAGCAAAGGACGAGCAGGUAGAAGAUGCAUCCGAGGAGGAAGCGCCGGUUGUUGAAAGAGUUCUGAGAAGUGGAAGAAAGACCGCAAAAGGUAAAACCACCACGAAACACGCUGAUGAGCAAGGGGAGAAAAGGGCAGGAGAAGGUGAACCAGCAGCAGACGUUGGAGUUCUGAGGAAGGGAAGGAAGCCAGCUGACGGAGCUCGCACACCGUGUCGGGGGGAGCGAGAGGAAGACGAUGGAAGCGCUCUACUCGAUAAGGAAACCAAAGCGCUGCUCGAGGAAAGUGACAGAAAAGAGGAAUGCACAGGCGAGAAGAUUGAAGGAGAGGAUGGUAAUGAGGAGGGAGGAAACGCAGAAUCACUCACAGAACAAGAGACCGUGGAGGAGAAACCGUCUGCUGCAGAGGGACAAGCAGAGGCUUCCUUUGGGGAGAGAGCUGAAGAGACCCCUAAGACAGACGAGGCAAAGGCUCCUGAUGAGGCAGCGAGAGCCACGACAAGGAAGGGAAGAAGGUCUGCUGCUGCCCCCCCGGGACGGAACGCCAAAAGGACCCGCACACAGUGUCAGCAGGAGGAAGGGGGAGGAGGAGAGGAGACUUUGGGAGAGGAAGUAGAGGCUGGGCAGGAAUCCCCUGAGGAAACGGUGAAAGACCAAGAUGUGGAGACGAAGGACGCCUCGACGGGGGAAGCCGGAGUGCUGGAGGAGGACGACCGCAGUGUGGAAGCUGUGACUGGCGGUUUUAAUGUCCCACCUCCAUCAGCCAAGGUCAAAAAGACCUCGGCCGAAGACGAGGAAACCACAGCCGCGGAACCACGGCAACAACAGAAAGCGUCGCCUGUCACCCAAUCACCAAGAUCCAGGAGACAGAAAGACGACGCCCAACGGAGAUCUGUACGCAAAAGGCCGAAAGUGAAUUACCGGGAAAACGAAGAGGGGGAGCGACAUGAGGAAGGCACUGACGAGGAGGAGGAGGUUACAGUCGCAUCAGAUGGGGACCACGGCAACGAGGCAGCCCAAUGUCCCUCAGGUACAGAGGCAGCAGGCGCAAGCAAGGAAGGCGAGGAAUACGAGCUGAAUACGUCCGAGGAAGAGGAGCCACCUAUCGUGAUCGGGGAGAGGGUUUUAAGAGGCAGGUCACUUCCUUCCGUGACGAUGACGCCGCAGUCCAGAUCCAGACGCCGCAUCGCUAAAGUGUCCAAAGAAAAGAGCCCUCGCUCAGCGCACAAGAGAAAAGGCCCCGAGGUGACGCGUCAAUCGAAGCGUCUCAGCAGAGUUUAGAACCGUCUGCAACCACUAAACUAAAAGAAAACAGGAGCAUCAGGAAACGUUUAUUACCAAAAGGAAUUUGUCUUGGCGGUUGGUGCGUGACAGUAGACAAUGUGACAAUAGACAAGACAGCAGUGCACAAGUAAUAAAAUAAAGUAAAAUGAAAUGCUAAUGCAAUGGGUUAGUAGAAUAAGGCUAUGGGUUAGUAUAAAACAAGGGAAUAAAGUUAAACAUUUUAAAUAUUAAAAAAGUUAAAAAAGAAAUCUUAAGCAUAAAGUAACAAAGUGACGAGUGACGACAAAGUGAUGAAUUACAGUUAAAGUGGCAUGUGCAGUAUGAGGGGGAGUGACCGGUGGGAUGUUAUAGUCAGUCAGUGGGACCGGCUCUGUUGAUGAGCCCGACUGCCGACGGGAAGAAACUGUUGGUGUGGCGGGAGGUCGUAGUCCUGAUGGACCUCAGCCUCCUGCCAGAUGGAAGGGGCACAAACAGGUUUUGUCCGGGGUGGGAGGGGUCGGCCACCAUCUUUUUAGCUCGCUUCAGGGUCCUGGAAGCGAACAAGUCCUGCAGGGACGGCAGAUUGCAGCCGAUCAUAUAUAUUAAUACUAAAUGUGUGUACUGACCCGGGACCAGUGUGUCUCACAACUCUCUUCACCUGUAUAUCUUUUCUCUUCCUACAUACUGAGCUGGAUUAGAAAACACAUUUUUAAGCAAAAACACCCGGGUUUGAUCCAGAAGAGUCCGAGUUCAUUGACAUCGGUACACAAACAAAUGAAUAGACUUGUGCGAGGUCCACAUCAGAUUCCUACUGAAUGUGUGUGUGGGGAAUUACUAUUUUUAUAACGUAAAACUCUCAACUAUAGGUUUUGUUAUAGUUUUACUCUACAAAGGGUCCAGAUAUUCUGUAUAGCUUGUUAAUGAACUUUGAUUCUAAUAUGUUUUUGUAUUACCAAAACCUUUUCAUGCUUUGCUAUCAGCUGUUCUUUCUAUAUACAAUUCACAUGUAGGGAUUUUCCAAUAUGUAACCACCUGUUGUGUUGAAAUGACACUAAAGAGGUUAUUAUCUCAUCAUGUGUGUUGGUUUUAAUACUGAUUAUUUACUCAACAUUAGACAUUCAUAUGUGUUGCUUUUUGCUGGCUGCAUCACUUGGAGGAUAACUUUUAUUUAGCUGUAGUAGAUGAUGUAAAACAUUGACCUUUCAUUAAUGUCUUGGUGCUUCUUAGCAGGUGGUGCGGAGUUCUUCGAGGUUAUUAGCUGAAUUUGUCAUUUGCUUUUAUCUGUGACGACUUUCCAUGAACUGAAAUUGUGGCAAAUAAAGGUUUCAAACGGUGGUA
Molecule: messenger RNA, 5851 nt
Organism: Gasterosteus aculeatus aculeatus (three-spined stickleback)
Lineage: Eukaryota; Metazoa; Chordata; Actinopteri; Perciformes; Gasterosteidae
Source: RefSeq, a predicted model, not a curated record